Molecule: messenger RNA, 1502 nt
Organism: Neodiprion virginianus
Lineage: Eukaryota; Metazoa; Arthropoda; Insecta; Hymenoptera; Diprionidae
Gene: REG
Product: proteasome activator complex subunit 3
Exons: 5
Coding region: 420-1214 (264 amino acids)
Biological process (GO): positive regulation of endopeptidase activity; regulation of G1/S transition of mitotic cell cycle; regulation of proteasomal protein catabolic process
Cellular component (GO): cytoplasm; proteasome activator complex; nucleoplasm
Molecular function (GO): endopeptidase activator activity
Source: RefSeq, a predicted model, not a curated record
AUUAUUGUUACAUUUACAAGUCGAACCUGCGUUUCAGUUGACAAAACUUUUAACACUUCCUUGUGAUUAUGACGCGUAUAUUUUUCAGCCAUGAUCUGCCGUCAUGAAGCGUCGCUGCCUUAUAAAAAAUAGUCUGUUGUUAGAAAUUUUCUUCAUGUAUCACACAAGUUGCAAGGUAUAAUUUUGUCUACAUGUCCUUCGAAUGAUAUCAUACUUACCUGCAGAUAUUAGAUAUUAAUAAAAUUGAAUUUUAACGAAUUCAUUUGUUUGACGACAAAAAUUUCUCAAUAACCUGCCAAAAUUCGUAAGUCAUGUCACCACUAAUAAAAAAUGACAAAUUAAUUAAACAUAUACCGUAUUCAGGCAUAGAAGUAGCGUAAAAAAAUUAACAACGUAAAAAUCACUUGAAAUUAGCAGAAAUGUUGCCGUUAUUUUUUCGCCCUGUUCCAAGCAAUGAAUCAAAAGGUUCGAAAGAUGCUUUUACUGAAACUGAGGUCCAGGAAUACAAAGAUUCGCUUAAAACGAAGGCGGAACAAUUGAUCAUAAAAGGCUUUCCUGAGAAGAUAAUGAAGCUUAAUGAGCUUUUGGAAACACCGAGCUUCUGCAACCGUGAACUUUCCGAUGUACAUCAGGAUUUGAAUGUCCCUAUCCCAGAUCCAAUUUCGCUUAAUCAUUCCGACGAUGGACCAGCAACAAAAAAACUGAAGCUGGAGAACAAUUUGAACGAUAUUGAGGCCAGCGGUACCAAAGUUAUGGUUCUCCCCAGCGGACCCGUACCAUGUAACAAACCACUCUGUGAACUGAUUCGUAUUGCCAAGCCGUACAUCAGGCAACUUGUCGAGGAUUCCAACCUUCUGAAAAUGUGGAUUUCGUUUAUGAUUCCAAAAAUUGAAGAUGGAAACAAUUUUGGUGUCUCAAUCCAGGAAGACACUUUAGCUGAAAUCCAAUCAGUUGAAAGCGAAGCUGCAGCAUUCUUUGAUCAAAUUUCGAGGUACUUCAUAUCAAGAGGUAAAAUUGUAAGUAAAGUAGCCAAAUAUCCACACAUCAUUGACUACAGGCGCUCGGUUCAAGAAUUGGACGAAAAGGAAUACCUCAGCUUAUGGCUGGUGAUGUGUGAAGUUCGUAACCGUUACUGUUCGUUACACGACAUAGUUAUAAAAAAUCUUGAGAAGAUAAAGCGGCCUCGAUCGACAAACGCUGAAUCCUUGUAUUAAGGAAAAAUCAACAUCGCCCUCACAUAUGAGUGCAAACUUUAUUCUAAUUUAAACCUCAGAGAGUAUGAUGUGGUAAAAAAUGAUGAACGAUAAAACUAAGAAAUCUUGCUUUUCAAUGAAAUCAGAAUUACGUUACAAACAUCUUACCACUACCACCACUACUUGAACCCUUUCAUUAUUGUAAUGUGUUCUAAAUCUUAAAAAAAAAAAACAAAAAAAAAAACUGUUUUCGCCAUGUAUGGGUUGUAGGAUCUGAACAUGUUUUAAUUUGAACUAGGUUCCAUCCAC